Messenger RNA from Oldenlandia corymbosa var. corymbosa, 1020 nucleotides. NCBI's taxonomy places the organism in Eukaryota, Viridiplantae, Streptophyta, Magnoliopsida, Gentianales, Rubiaceae. The record is from the annotation of a GenBank genome assembly.
AUGUCAAGUGAUUCAGAAAUUAGCGGGAAGAGGAAGAAGAGCAGCCAUGAUUUUCAGGUCCCAAGAAAACUCCCAUCCUCUGAUGACCUCGCCGACGAAAAUGAUACUGGUUUUUUAUCCCUUUCUCUUUCUUUAUGCCCAGCCGACACCAGAACCCGACAUCUUUCUCCGGUUUACCACCCUCAACAACAACAACUUCCUCCGGCUCCGCCGCCGCCUCCGCCGUCGCCAGCAGUCAUGCAGUUUGAACCCUUCUUCCAGCAGCCGUUAUCGACGACGACUCUGCCUCCUCCUCCUCCGCCACCGCCACCGCCACCCCACCACCAAGCUUACCCACUUUGCAUGCCUCCCAUGCCGGUAACCCGACCGGGUCAUAAUAACGACACCCUAGCGGCGGCGCCACCCAUUGUGCAGUCGGCGGCGGCGGCGGCUCCUCACCGUGGUCAACACCAACCAACAACCGGCGGUCCGAUUAGGCCAAACAGGCAACGGCGGAACCAAUCGCAAGAACCGCGUGAAGCGAAGAUGAACGAGCCGGUGCUAAUCCCUCCUUUUCCAUGGGCGACAACCCAACGCGCCACCAUCCACACCCUCGAUUACCUGGUGUCGAAACAGAUCCUCAACAUCGGCGGUGAAGUCCACUGCAAGAGAUGUGACCGGAAGUUCGAAAUGGAGUUCGAUUUGAGGCAGAACUUUGUGGAGGUUGGGACUUUUAUCGCCCAGAACAAGAGCAAUAUGCACGACCGGGCUCCCGGGGUUUGGAUGAACCCGGUUCUUCCGGCUUGCAAACUCUGUGAGGAGGACAAUUGCGUCAAGCCAAUUAUCCCUGAGGAUAAAGACGCCAUCAAUUGGUUGUUUCUCCUUCUGGGUCAAUUGCUGGGGUGUUGUACAUUGGAACAGCUUAAGUAUUUCUGCAAGCAUACCAAGAAUCAUCGUACGGGCGCUAAGGAUCGUGUUCUUUUUCUAACGUACCUGACUUUGUGCAAACAGCUUGAUCCCAAUGGCCCUUUUGAUCGAUGA